This is a messenger RNA of Drepanopeziza brunnea f. sp. 'multigermtubi' MB_m1, 1050 nucleotides long. The record is from RefSeq and is a predicted model, not a curated record. NCBI's taxonomy places the organism in Eukaryota, Fungi, Ascomycota, Leotiomycetes, Helotiales, Drepanopezizaceae.
AUGAUGGAGGCCUCUGAUCUCCAACUCCAACAUAACACAACCUCAACAACAGAUCACGGCGGGCAGGCAUUCGUCUUCAUUUACAUCCAGCUCCAUCUCCUUCUGCUUCUGCUUCUGCUUCUGCUUCUGCGUCUUCUUUCCGCCUCCGUCGCCGUCUCCAUCGCCGUCCCCGUCCCCUUCUCCUUCUCAGCCCCGACCUCUACGAGCAGCAGAUCCACUGACAACUACGGAUUUCUUAUACGUUUGAACAGCUGGCUGAUAAGCUGGUCUAUUUCUCGCAGGAUUGCGAAGAAGCGUCUCACGGCUGGUCCCACCCCCACGGUGCUUACGACUCGAACUACACAGCCGUCCACAGCGGAAGACACGCUCCAGAGAGAGCCCCCGACCUUCAUCAUUCCUCCCUCACCCUCCCCCACCGCCAAACUGUCUUCCCCAAUCUUCCUCCCUCGUACCGUCUCCUACGACGCAACCUCGAAGCCUCCACGUCCGAGCGGUCCGUACAGAGCAAUGAGCGAACAAAAGGUCGGCAGAAGGCGGCGGUCCAGCAGUCUUCUAUACCAGGAACCGCCAGAGACGAUGGAGCAUAUGAGUGACCAGGCAGCUCUGCCGAACCAGAAUGCCAAUUGGGUAAACGCAAAGGGUGCUUGGACAAUACACCUAGUGAUCAUCGUUUCGCUCAAAGUUCUUUUCGACAUAAUUCCUGGAGUAUCGCAAGAGACAUCCUGGACAUUGACCAACAUUUCUUACAUGUUUGGCUCAUUCCUCAUGUUUCACUGGGUUCGGGGUGUCCCCUUCGAGUUCAACGCUGGCGCGUACGACAAUCUCAACAUGUGGGAGCAAAUUGACAAUGGAGCCCAGUACACUCCUGCGAAAAAGUUCCUCCUCAGUGUUCCGAUUGUGCUAUUUCUCCUGAGCACUCAUUAUACCCAUUAUGAUCUCACGUAUUUCACCAUCAACUUUCUGGCUGUACUGGGGGUCGUGAUACCAAAACUACCAUACAGUCACCGCACGAGGGUAGGCUUGUUCUCUGGGGCGCCAGAAGAUAGAUAG